AUGAUUUCAGCUGAGGAGAAUGCGAGAGUCGAUAAGAGGUUGCAGGUUUACUCACCAGAAACCCAGCUCAAUAAUUAUAUAAAUACUGCACAGGAAGUGGGAUCUUUAUGUUAUGCUAUUCUUAUGGGCCAAGGUUUGGAAGCUCAAAGUUUGAGUCAGGAUAAUGUCGAAAAGCUAAAAAGGAGCUUGUCACUGAAGAAAGUAGAAGCCAAACUUUAUGCAGAUGCCGAAUAUCAGAAGAUUCGCGCAGAAGAUGAAGCAUCGAAUAAGAACAUAGAGAGAAUCAAAGCGGCAAUGAAGGAGACAUUGCCGCGGAUUAAGAAGUUGAAGGAAGAAUUUAAUCAGCGUAAUAAGGUUCUAAGAGCUUACAACUCAGACAUUGACAUGGUGAAUGAUAGGCUAAAAGAGAUGCACAAGGGCAAAUCGCGACUGACAGCGUCCCGAGAGAAAUGGGAGCAAAAACUUGGGACAGAAACCGUUGCGAAACUCAUUGCGUCCAAGAUUCUAGUGGUUCGGUUUGGUAAAGCGAAUACUGAAGAACUUUCUGUAUAUUCGGAUUUUUCACAAGAUACCAUGGAGCUGCGGAAACAGAAUAGCAUGAUGAAGGGUGACAUUCAAAGGCUCAAGGAAGAACUGGACAGUUACAAGUCUAAAUGGUUACACGACGUGGGUUUGGUGGACAAAAUUAGGGACGUUCUUAGGGACGAAAUUGAUAGACGACAGCUGCCAACUUCUUCUUCCACGCAAGAUGUAGAUGAGAUGGACGUUGACGAAAACAAUCCAGGCGACCAAACGAGAGAGGCUUCAGUAGACACUGGGGACAGUUACUAUAGUUCAGGUAUCGAAAUCGAUGAAAGCGUUUCAGGAGGAGAUGAAGAUAGCGUUGACAAUACAAUUGACAAAGAAGCGCCGAGUCCGAGUAUUUAG
Messenger RNA from Lachancea mirantina, 927 nucleotides. The record is from the annotation of a GenBank genome assembly. Lineage: Eukaryota; Fungi; Ascomycota; Saccharomycetes; Saccharomycetales; Saccharomycetaceae.